AUGGCCCUGGCAGCCGCCAUCGGUUUAAGUCUGGCGUGUGCCGUGUACCAGUGUUGUGCAAAGCCCAUCCUGGACGAGCAGGAUUUCAAGAAUAAGAAGAGGAAAAUGGAAGCCCGGAAGGCCGCGGGUAAGAAGAACUGCAUGCAGCUGGCAGGCUGUUCUGGCAAUUUUCAGAGCCACAUGCAGUUGCCAGCCUCGGUGGUGCUUUCCGGUAACAAGCUUUGGAGGUUCCCAAGCUUCUUCUUAUCAACCGUGGGCCCACAGCAACUUGCAGUGCCGGUGUUGCGCAUCCGAGUCCAGUUGCCAAAGGCAAUCGACGGCUGUUGGCGACGGCCUUUUCGCCAAAUGACCUUCAACGAGGACUCAAGUGUGGAACUCCCAGAACUUCAGCAAGAGGUGCGACUGAUUCAAAACGAUGCGAAUCGACUCCGCGCAGAACUUCAAGAGCUGGCAUGCUUCGCGGGCAUCGGCAUGAAGUUCCAGGAGGCACGGAGUCAGGCCCUUGUGCGGGUGUCGUUGGCUGGAAAUGGCCUUCAGUACACGGUCGAUGGACUUUGGCGGCCACCCUUUCAGCAGCUAGAGUUUCGUGAUGACGACCUGGUGAUGUUCCCAGAGAUCCACCACACUGCUCAGCUGCCAAAGUCUGAAAGCUCAUCAAUUCGGUCCAUGCUCCAGGUGCUGGCAGCAGAGGUUGGUUUCGGGGUCUCUUUCGUGGAGGCCAGGGGCAAAGGGUGCGUGCGAAUGACGCUAGCCAGCCAUGGCCGAUUGCAGUACACAGUUGACGGAGCUUGUCGGCCGCCUUUCUUCAAGAUGCAUUUUGAGGACUCUUUUGUGCACUUUCCGGAGCUGGGGACGACGGCCAAGCUGCCCGAAGCGUCAGCCGAGCUGAGGGCGCAGCUUCAAGAUCUGGCCGUGGCGGCAUCAGCCGGCGUGCAGUUCAAAGACGACGCCGCAAGGCCCGCAAGGCGUGUUGUCCGGAUCAUCUGUGCAGAUGACCGGCUUCUGCAAUGCUCUGUGGAUGGUGACGUCAAGCCAACUUUUCAGCAGAUGACCUUCAUGCCGGAUGGCUACGUGGACUUCCCUGAGCUAGGGCAAUCUUUUCAGUUGCCGCAAGGGCAGGAGCACGUCAUGCGGACGCAGCUGCAAGAGCUGGCUUGCAAGGCCCACUUGGGAGUGAGGUUGCCAGGUCGAAGCGAUCGGCUGGUGCGAUUCCACUUGGGCCCCCAGCACCUGCAGUACACAGUCGAUGGAUCCUGGCGUGCUCCUAUCCAACAGAUUCGAUUUUCCGAAGAUGGCUUGAUGGCUUUCCCGCAGCUGGAAAAGACGGUCAGAGUGCCUGAGGAAGAUGCAGAUGCUGUGAGGAUCGUGCUGCAAGAGCUGGCGAAUCUCGCCGGCCUCGGAGCCUGCUUCGAGGAGCCACGAACCAGAAGCUCCAUCCGGGUGUCCAUUGCAGGGGACGGCCUCUUACAGUAUUCCAUGAACGGAUCCUGGAGACCUUGUUUUCGGGAGAUGCGCUUCCGCGAGGCAUCUUAG
Symbiodinium natans is the source of this 1533-nucleotide messenger RNA. Lineage: Eukaryota; Dinophyceae; Suessiales; Symbiodiniaceae. The record is from the annotation of a GenBank genome assembly.